AUGAGCAAGCAACAGCUCUCUGACAAAAUUGUCCCUUGGCCUGCUAACAUCAACUAUGACAAGCAAGCCUUCCCUGUGUCGGGCACUAAGAAACCUGGUCAAUCUGCGCAUUAUCGAAAUGGGAUUUGGGGGCUAAUUGACGAACACACCCCUAACGUCUUCAUCACCCUGGAUCAAAUCUGGGCAGACGGGUUGAGGUUGGCUGAAUCUCAAGAAUUCCUGGGAUGGAGACCGCGUAUCGGCCCAGGCAAGUACGCGAAUUAUUACGAGUGGAUCACCUACGCCCAGGCGGACGUAAGGCGAAGGAAUAUCGGUAGCGCUGUCCACAAACUGUUCAAAGAUGGCGUUCUUCGAGGAGAGGACUACGAGACCGUCGGCAUCUGGGCUCCCAACCGACCAGAGUGGCAACUGGUCGAUAUUGCCCUCCAGACUUAUGACAAGGUCGGAGUUAGUUUGUACGACACUCUGGGCAGGGAUUCUGUCGUCCCUGUACUAAAGUACGUGGUAUGCUUCGACGCCCUGUUGCUUGAGGUGGAGUCUGCCAUCAAGGAAUGGGGCUCAAGCCAUGGCAUAACAGUGUUGCAAUUGAGCGAGCUGGAAGAUCUGGGCAAGGCCAACCCCAUUGAGCCUAUCCCGGCAACACCUGAUACAGUGGCCACCAUUUGUUACACGUCGGGCACCACCAAUACACCAAAAGGUGUCGUCUUGAAACACAAGACACUGGCCAUGUCAAUCCAGAGCUACUUCUACGGACGGGACCUCCCAGCAGACGCCGUUCUGUUCUCCUACCUCCCCCUUGCCCACAUCUACGAGCGCAUGGCGGAACUGGUCGCUAUCGCCAAUGGUGGAAAGAUCGGCUACUUCUCCGGAGAUCCUCUUCGACUCCUGGAGGAUGCUCAGAUUCUCAAACCCCACUUCUUCCCCUCCGUUCCCCGAGUUCUCAAUCGAAUCUACCAGUCUGCUAUGUUAGCGAAGGAGGCCCCGGGUGUCAAGGGAGCUUUGUUCAGGAAAGCGUUGGCCACCAAGCUUCAAAACUUGGAACAAACGGGAGAGAUGAAUCACGCUCUCUGGGAUAGACUCGUCUUCAAGAAGAUUCAAGCAGUCUUGGGAGGUCGAAUCCAAUUCAUUGGAUCAGGCUCAGCCCCUAUCACACCCGACGUUCUCAAAUUCCUCCGAGUCUCGUUCGCAUGCGAUGUCGUAGAAGGUUAUGGCCUGACAGAAACAGCAGCCUGCUGUUCUCGAACAUGGCAAGGCGAUCCAAACGGGACUGGUACCGUCGGCCCUCCGUCACCAGUGAACGAAGUCAAGUUGGUCGACGUCCCCAGUAUGGGCUACACCGCUGAGGACAAGCCGUAUCCUAGAGGAGAGCUAUGCGUCCGUGGCGCUAUUGUCUUUUCUCACUACUACAAGGAUGAGAAGAACACUAAAGAGGCUCUGGACGCCGAUGGCUGGUUCCAUACUGGAGAUGUCGCUUCCAUCGAUUCGGCAGGCAGAAUCAAGAUUAUCGAUCGAGUCAAGAACAUCAUGAAGCUCGCUCAAGGCGAAUACGUCGCCCUCGAGAAAGUCGAAAACAUCUACUCUACUGUUCCCGUGGUCGCCCAAGUGUUUGUAUAUGGCGACGGCACCCAGUCGUAUCUCGUCUCGGUCGCUGUCCCCGAACCCGUGGCAUUCAGCGCCUUGGCAAGCUCAGUGCUAGGCAAGAAGGUCGAUGUCGUCAACGGUGGUGAGGAGGGACGAAGAGCUGCGGAGGAAGCCGUUCGAGACCCUAGGGUCGUCGCUAAAGUGCUGGACAUGCUCACUAAGGAAGCUCAGAAGAAUGGUCUCAAAGGAUUUGAGAUGGUAAAGCGCCUACAUCUUACGCUGGAACCAUUCUCCAUCGAAGAUGGGACGUUGACACCGACGAUGAAACUCCGGCGUAAGGAUGCUUACAAUAAAUACAAGACUGAGAUCGAUGCGCUGUAUGCGCUGGGAGAACCGGUGGGUGGAUCUGGAGGCGCAGGCGCUGUAAAGCUAUGA
Coprinopsis cinerea okayama7#130 is the source of this 2016-nucleotide messenger RNA. RefSeq names its product long-chain acyl-CoA synthetase. Gene Ontology annotation, biological process: long-chain fatty acid metabolic process. The record is from RefSeq and is a predicted model, not a curated record. The coding region runs from base 1 to 2016 and encodes 671 amino acids. NCBI's taxonomy places the organism in Eukaryota, Fungi, Basidiomycota, Agaricomycetes, Agaricales, Psathyrellaceae. The transcript is spliced from 9 exons. Gene Ontology annotation, cellular component: membrane; endoplasmic reticulum. Gene Ontology annotation, molecular function: long-chain fatty acid-CoA ligase activity.